Molecule: messenger RNA, 2760 nt
Organism: Pseudo-nitzschia multistriata
Lineage: Eukaryota; Bacillariophyta; Bacillariophyceae; Bacillariales; Bacillariaceae
Source: the annotation of a GenBank genome assembly
CGAUACGAUGGUCCCUUUCAAAUUCACUUCUCAGCGAAUUAGAUCCAACUUGAUACGUUUGACGUUUUCCUCGCUGUAUCUAGCGAAUCACAAUAGUCAAUAACCGAAGGUGGCAAAAGGUUCCGCUAACAUGAACCAUCGGACUAUUUUCAGGCAACAGUGUUCCCGUUUUCUACCAGCGAAUCUUAGCUUGCCUUCAAGACGAAGGGUACGCUCUGUUCGGCUCGAUGUUCCAUCAAGGUUUUCCUCACGCCAAUUUUCGUCGCUGGUAUCCUGGGACGUCGAAGAAAGCAGCGAGAAAAAAACUAUUGGAAUCGUCACACUAAGAUCUCCCGAGACGUACAACUCCUUGUCGGAAGAAAUGGCAGACGAAUUUCGAGACUUGAUGUUCCAAUUGGAAGACGAGCUCUCGGAUACGGAAGGCAACAGCAUCAGCAAGAACGUCGGUGCUAUAGUCUUGCGUGGAGAAGGGGACAAAGCCUUUUCAGCGGGCGGAAAUCUCAAGUUCCUCCAAUCAAAAAAGGAGAAUUCCGUUCACGCUAAUGUCGAUGGAAUGCUCCGAUUCUAUAAGAGUUUCUUGUGCGUACGGGAAAAAAUNGUUAAGUGGUCGCACAAAAACUACGCGCAUGGGGGUGCGACCAAACCCCGUGAUCACUUUUUGUGACGUAGUAGUAGUAUGGGGGGUACUACUACUAGGACUCACUAUUAGUAAUAAAUAUCCCUCAUUGUCACUAGAAACCAAGCUGUAUAUAGCACUAGUUGUACUAGUACUAGUAAUACUCCUGCUACUAGCACUGCUAGCACUAGCACUAGUAAUACUACUACUACUACUUGGGGGGGCUCCUAGUAGUAGUAGUACUACUACUACUACUAGUAGGACCUCCUACUUAUACCAGUAGUUUCAGUAUAAAAAUUGUAUGUCCCAACUACCCACUGAACCCAACAUGUUCAUUAGAAUGUUAAGAUGAAUUCUACAAAAAACUAGGUCUUUCUUGCAUGCUUAGAUCCUUUUUUACACCACAAUUAAGUUUGCACUGUAGAUUGUGCAGUUUUUUACAUGCAUUUUACACAUAAGGGACUAAAUUUGUACUUAAUUGCAAAUUUGCAGUUUCGUCGCCGCGUAGAUUACUUGCUUUUUGCUUUAAAAUAAAAUACGAAAGAGUUCUUUUUGCUCAUGUCUGCCCGUGUCGGGAUGAUUGUGAAAUACAGUGAACAAUUGUACAGUAGCACAUGUUGGUCGUAUGGAUAACGAUACGAUGGUCCCUUUCAAAUUCACUUUUCAGCGAAUUAGAUCCAACUUGAUACGUUUGACGUUUUCCUCGCUGUAUUUAGCGAAUCACAAUAGUCAAUAACCGAAGGUGGCAAAAGGUUCCGCUAACAUGAACCAUCGGACGAUUUUCAGGCAACAGUGUUCCCGUUUUCUACCAGCGAAUCUUAGCUUCCCUUCAAGACGAAAGGUACGCUCUGUUCGGCUCGAUGUUCCAUCAAGGUUUUCCUCACGCCAAUUUUCGUCGCUAGUAUCCUGGGACGUCGAAGAAAGCAGCGACAAAAAAACUAUUGGAAUCAUCACACUAAGAUCUCCCGAGACGUACAACUCCUUGUCGGAAGAAAUGGCAGACGAAUUUCGGGACUUGAUGUUCCAAUUGGAAGACGACCUCUCGGAUACGGAAGGAAACAGCAUCAACAAGAACGUCGGUGCUAUAGUAUUGCGUGGAGAAGGAGACAAAGCCUUUUCAGCGGGCGGAAAUCUAAAGUUCCUCCAAUCAAAAAAGGAGAAUUCCGUUCACGCUAAUGUCGAUGGAAUGCUCCGAUUCUAUAAGAGUUUCUUGUGCGUACGGGAAAAAAUACCAGUUCCCGURAUUGGYGCUCUCCACGGACCUGCGGUGGGAGCAGGGGCCUGUCUGGCGCUAGCCUGUGAKAUGAGGGUAGUAGCCUCUGGAGAUCGACCUAUUCUGGGCUUUCCGUUUUCUAAGCUCGGAAUUCCUACUGGAAUGGGCGCYCUGCACCUUUUGCAAAACUCAAGCAAGUUGAGCAACACCCARGCAGGAGAAAUCUUGUUUCUGGGGAAGACUCUUACAGGAGAAGAGGCYUUGGACUGUGGKCUAGCCAAUCGAUUGGUUCCAAAAGAAAGGGUCAAGGAAGAAGCCAAACAACUGGCACUGGAAAUUGCUCGGACUGGCCACCCUGUUGCGAUUCGGUCUAUGGYACGAAGCAUGCGACUGGCAACCGACCAUGGUAGCGGGAGCCUUGCCGAUUGCAUGUAUAGAGAUGCCCACGCCCAGGCCAUGUGCUACAACCGUGAGGAUUGGGGAGAAGGCCUGCGCGCCGCAAAAACCAAGAGAGACCCCAGCUUCGAUGAUUACCAUUCCAAAUGACAUUACGUGAUGGAUGAUGUGUGAUGUGGUAGCAAUGCAGGAGCAAGAAUGCCAAAAGAGUUUUGGAGGUCACCGUUUCUGUGUAUGCAACAAGAGAAGGAAAAUAGGAUUCUUGGACGAAACAGGCACUUUCUUAAAAACCCAACAGGCAGUCGACGUUGGCGACAAUGAUAAAGCAUCGACGGAAAUCAUCAUCAAGACCAUUGAUAUCGUUCUGUGAUCAUUCAGCACAUCGUAGUCGCCCGUCACCCCUAAUUUUAUCGGAGUUAUUAUUACUAAAUUUUUGGAAAGACUUCAGUUUUUCAAAAAGAGGAUGAUACGCCUGCGUCCAAAUCUUUUUCGUAAAAUCUUCACAGCUCAUCGGUUAUAAAAAUGGGUUCCAUUU